This is a messenger RNA of Patiria miniata (bat star), 2611 nucleotides long. RefSeq names its product chymotrypsin A-like. The record is from RefSeq and is a predicted model, not a curated record. NCBI's taxonomy places the organism in Eukaryota, Metazoa, Echinodermata, Asteroidea, Valvatida, Asterinidae. The coding region runs from base 752 to 1840 and encodes 362 amino acids. Gene Ontology annotation, molecular function: serine-type endopeptidase activity. The transcript has 6 exons. Gene Ontology annotation, biological process: proteolysis.
GCAAGUAGCGUGACUACACUAGACACAGCCUCAUCUGUCUCGUCAACGUUCACCCGGCCAGGAGCUGAUUUCUGGAGGAAAAAACAAAACCAAGGAUAGACUGAGCAUUAGCGGUUAACAUUACCCUAAUGACUUCUGGUGGCAGAGAUUAACGUGUUCAACACAACAGAAGGAAUGAUCCAACAGCUUAGUGCCGAACGGGUUUUAAAUUUCAAACUCCGCAGAUAUGAAUAUUUAAACAGUCACUGACCUAAUCCGAGAAUUGCCCGUGUCUGGUGUUGGGGAGUAUAAAACCCUUUUGUCAACCUCUGGAACGACAGAAGGAAAUUGGAGUUCAUAGCGGGAGCUUGUUAUACGCGGUUCAGUGGACCGAUAUUACCCUCCAUCAACACUACUUCAGGAGUAUCAACUUCAACUGUUCUGAAUACUGGGAUCGUUGUGUAUGAAAAAAGGCACGGUUUGGGAAUGACUGCUAGGAUGUUAAAUGGAUUGGAAGCAGUGUACAAAGCCACAAAGCAGACUUGGUACCCAGUGUGUCAAUAGAGUUGGCUGGCAAAAAGGUUUGACCGUCUGUGUAUGUUGUUCGCCGUCUACACAACAAAACUGGAUUCUAUUCGUAUAUUUCGAGAGUUUUUCAGCAAGCCAAUAAUCAUACUGUCUCUGAUUCGCAUGAGCAUCGUCAGUGAACCAACCUAUCUGCAGUAUCGUCGCAUAUUCUCGUGGAUUCUCGAGGACCUCUCAGCUGUCUACGAUGACAUCUUCACGGGAUGCGUUGCUCGCGUCAGCCAUUCUUGUCUCUCUUGCAGUGUCGUGUCUCAUCGGUGUACAAGGCCACGCGAUCAAGAUCAAGACCGCGAAUAUACCUCGUUUGGAUGGAGCCCGAGGACCCAACGCAGAUAAGAUUUUCAUUGGCAGCACAAGAACAAAAUCUGGAGAUGGUGACGUCUUAAGUGAAGAAGAGGCACUAUUUGCUGGUUCCAAUACAGAUGUGUGUGGCAAGCGACCCACCCAUCCGCCUAUUUCAAUGUGGCCAAGGCGCAGUGCGGCCCGCGUGGUGGCUGGAAUCGAGUCUAGCAAUCGCUGGCCGUGGCAGGUCGCCCUGGUCAAUAAGACGUCCAAGGAGGCGAUCUGUGGAGGCACGCUGAUCGGUAGGGAUCACAUCGUCACGGCUGCACACUGCUUCGACAACGAAGAAUGGCACGAGGACAACAUCCUCGUGGUCCUUGGCGAGCACGACUGGUCGAGACCGGAGGGUACAGAGCAGCGAUUCCCGGUCGACUGCAUCCACAUCCACCGGCAGUACGUCAAGGGAAUCCCGUACACCAACGACAUCGCCGUGGUCAAACUCAAGACAGCUCCGGGCCACGAUGUCGUCAUCAACGACUAUGUGAUGCCCGCCUGUAUGCCAGAGAAGAAUGAGUUUAAAGCGGGAGACAUGUGCUUCGUCACGGGAUGGGGCUACACAAAUUUUUUGGACUUCACGUUAGGACGACGUCCAAACAUCAUCAACCAAGCCCGCCUCCCGAUCCUCAGUCGUAAGGAAUGCCGAGGAGCCUACGGCAGUUUCAUCUCCAACAGAAUGAUCUGCGCGGGUUACCUGGAAGGAGAACGGCGAGCCGACACCUGCAAGGGGGACAGCGGUGGGCCGUUAGUUUGCCAGCAGGUGGACGGGAGCUGGAAGUUGGUCGGAGUUACUUCCUGGGGAGAGAACACCUUCUGUAACCCGUCGCCUCGGGACGCCGUCCCCGGUGUUUAUACCAAGGUCGACAAGUACCGAAAGUGGAUCGAGAAAACUGUCGACAUCAAAAAGUGUCGGACUCGAAGAGCGCCAGUGCUGUAGAUUAAUGUUAAUGUUAACGAGACUAUCUUGUCAUGAUGACCACGGACGCAGAAGAGCGCCUUCUCGUGGUGUGUACAUAUACAUGUAUUUGUAUGAGCUCAGUGUUUCCCGACUGGCUUAAACUGUUACCAGUCGCUCGGGAGGAUUCCAAUAGCUUUCAAAGCGUUUCUGAUUGCUGCUACAACUUCUUAACUUAUGGAAAAGCGUCUGUGAUUAAGUCUAGACAAUAAUAGUAAAGCUAAACGAUACAUAAAUGAGCACUGUCACGACACAUUGAGCCAUUUAUUGUGUAUAUACUGAGGCUUGUUUAUAGGUCCCGUGUAUUUCUACCUCAGGAAAUUGCAUUAUUCUCUAAACUGUAAAAACAACGCUGUACAAAUCUAAAGCAUUGUUGAUAUUUAAGCUAUUUAUUGAUAUAUAAGCUAUAUGUAUGAAACUGAAAUUACUCUAUAUGAUUAUGUAUAUUAUCUCCCUAAAUAUUUUUAUACGUAGAAUUCAUUAUUUAUAAUCAUGCGCAUUGCUGGCAUUAUGUAAAUAUUGUGAAUACAGCCUAUUAUAUCCCAACUUGUCAACAUACCGAUUUGUCAUUUUUGCCUCCGUGGAAAGUUUCGUUUCGUGGGUUCGAUCAUCGACAAGUUUGAACGAAACAAUUACAAACAACAAGCAUACAUGUAUUUAAGAAAAAAUACAAAAACUAUGGGCUUCUUGAAAUUUAUCUAUGCGAGGUUAUUCUUAUAGUGGAGUAUAAAUACACGAAUUUAUCAAUUUGAC